Messenger RNA from Maniola jurtina (meadow brown), 526 nucleotides. RefSeq lists its product as uncharacterized. The record is from RefSeq and is a predicted model, not a curated record. Gene Ontology annotation, biological process: mitochondrial translation. Gene Ontology annotation, cellular component: mitochondrion; mitochondrial ribosome; nucleoplasm. The transcript has a single exon. Bases 92 to 466 code for a protein of 124 amino acids. Gene Ontology annotation, molecular function: RNA binding. NCBI's taxonomy places the organism in Eukaryota, Metazoa, Arthropoda, Insecta, Lepidoptera, Nymphalidae.
UGUCAAUUCCGAAAUUCCAUAAAAAUAACCUCCAAAUCAAAUUAUUAUUAAAUAAAAGCUUUAAAAAACUGAAAUAAAUAACGAGUGAAAAAUGCGGAUAAAUCCCAUUCUUUUCACGGCGCCUUCCAACAAAAGUGCCAGAAGACCUCAAAGGGAACCCGUCCCUUUUCAAAUGCUCCUACCACUUCGGCUGAAGAAGACCGUAUCUGGCAAAGGGGAUAAGCUCAAAGAAGCUGCUUGUAUGCAGGAAAUGGCAGUCAUGUUCGCAUGCUUUAAGAAAUCCGAGUUCGAUCAACAACAGUGCUUGAAAGAAGUAUCGGCAUUUCAAAGUUGUUAUAAAGACUACAACGAAAGAGCAAAGGUACAGAGAGAACAAGGCAAGAAAGGUAUACUUGUACCUGGUGAAAAGAGCCUCACUCAUAGACAAUUGAAUCAACUUUUAAAAUCUUUUCCUCCUAAAGUGUAAUCUAUUUUAUCAUGUAACUUUUAAGUACUUAGUGUAAAUAAAUUAUUAAUAUAGAAUGUU